CCUUGCCUCUCUUGAACUGAGCAAACUGUAUGCAGUUGGUUCAACUAACAUAACUAACUCCAACUGAAAAAUAACUGAAUUAGUUAACAUGUGUAACUACUUAAUAAAUCUAACUAACAUAACUUAAGUCUAUGCAUUGCAUAUAAAUAUUCUCACACUUCCUAUUCCUUAUCAUCUUCUACACUCAAUCUUUCUAAUCUCUUUCCCUCCCUAAUUAACAAUGUCACAAGCAAGCCUUCUCCUCCAAAAGCAACUCAAAGAUCUGUGUAAAGCUCCUCUAGAUGGCUUCUCAGCAGGUUUGAUUGAUGAGAGCAAUGUGUUUGAAUGGAAUGUCACCAUCAUUGGUCCACCUUAUUCUCUCUAUGAUGGAGGUUUUUUCAAUGCAAUCAUGAGUUUUCCUCCUGAUUACCCUCAGAAUCCACCAAAAAUGAAGUUUACUUCAGAGAUUUGGCAUCCUAAUGUUUACUCUGAUGGAACUGUCUGCAUUUCAAUUCUUCACCCACCUGGUGAUGAUCCAAUUGGUUACGAAGAUUCUGGCGAGCGCUGGUUGCCUAUUCAUACGGUUGAAAGCAUAGUUUUGAGUAUAAUAUCAAUGCUUUCAAGCCCUAAUAUUGAGUCUCCUGCAAACAUAGACGCUGCGAUAGAAUGGAGAGAUAAGAGAGAUGAAUUCAGAAAGAAAGUGACUCGCUGUGUAAGAAAGUCUCAAGAAAUGUAAUGAAUUGCAAGAAGAGUUUUGAAUUUCCUAUUUGUUACAGUUGUAGUAAUAUACUUCAAAAUGUUGUUGAACUUCUUUAAGUUUGAUGGUUUAACUUUAAAUAAUUAGUUGAUUAGUUCAAUGGCAUUCAAUUUUACAUGUUUACUACUAUUUUAUGUCAUCAUGUUGUUGAGCCUUGUGUUAAACAUGUUACUCAAAUUUAUGUUGAUAAGAAGAUAUAAAAAUCUUACACUCUAAGUAA
Vicia villosa (hairy vetch) is the source of this 956-nucleotide messenger RNA. RefSeq names its product ubiquitin-conjugating enzyme E2 7-like. Gene Ontology annotation, biological process: ubiquitin-dependent protein catabolic process; protein polyubiquitination. Bases 221 to 715 code for a protein of 164 amino acids. Gene Ontology annotation, molecular function: ubiquitin conjugating enzyme activity. The record is from RefSeq and is a predicted model, not a curated record. NCBI's taxonomy places the organism in Eukaryota, Viridiplantae, Streptophyta, Magnoliopsida, Fabales, Fabaceae. The transcript has 6 exons.